GCAUAUUUGUGCCAGUUUUUAAAGUGAAAUUCGCAUCUGCGAAAUUUCUCUCUUGUUUAAAUUAGUGUUCUGCUGCAGGGCUGUCCAGUCCUAGGCCUUUGGGGCGUCUUGCAGACCAGGGCACAAUUCACAUUCCCUUCGGGUUGGCUUACUGUUUACGAUGGUGGCACCCGAGGUUGUGGAAGGUGUCUCUGGGGCAGCUGCAGGGAUGGCAGCGACGGUGGUCACGUACCCCCUCAUGACAGUGUCAACGCUGCAGGCUACUAGGUCCCACAAGAAAGAGACAGUUCUGCCUAGUUCCAAGAAGGCUGCUACCGGGACAAUUGCUGACAUACUGGAGGUCAUUCGCGAGUCAGGCUGGACUGGCUUGUUCCAAGGGCUUCAGGCAUCUCUCCUUGGCACAGCCGUGUCCCAGGGCGUCUACUUCUACUUCUAUUCCUUACUCCGCCAAUUCUUUGUAGCCAGGCAUCAGCGCCUCACGCUGACAAAGUCUCAGGAUAUUGGAGUGGGACCAUCCCUGCUGGUGGCCUUCCUUGCUGGCUGUGGCAAUGUGCUCCUCACCAACCCCAUCUGGUGUGUAGCCACGCGCAUGCAGGCAUACCAGAAGAGCAUCGAGGAGGGCAACGAGCAUGUGAAGCCGCCUGGACCCCUGGAGACAUGCAGGGAGAUCUACAAGGAGCAUGGCAUUCUGGGGUUCUGGACGGGGGUGCUGCCAUCUUUGGUGAUGGUUUCCAACCCCAGCGUGAACUACAUGCUGUUCGAGUACCUCAGAUCCAGGCUCGAGGACUGGCGGCGCGUCGCCUCAGGCGGAGGGAACGCGCGGCGCACGAGCCCCGGGGACGUGUUCUGGCUGAGCGCGGUGGCCAAACUGGGCGCGACGGUGGUGACCUACCCGCUGCUGCUGGUUAAGGCGCGCCUCAUGUCAUCCGGCAAGCACACCAGCGCAGAGCGGCGCUACACCGGUACCCUCGACGCCCUCGAACGCAUCUGGCGCACCGAGGGUCUGCUGGGCUUUUACAAGGGGAUGCGCGCGAAGAUCGUGCAGAGCAUCCUGGCCGCAGCCCUGCUGAUGGCCAUCAAGGAGCAGCUGACCACUGCCACCGACGCCAUCCUCAACCGCUCCAUUGUCAUCACUGCAGCGCCCUCCAAGGACACUGUUGCCCGACUGGCUGCCCUAUCCGCUCCCAGCAAGUAACUGCAGAAUGCUGAUGAUAAACACACCACCUCUUUGCGGUGACGAGGUGUCUACAUCAGGGAUGUCCUCCAAGGGGGUGUCUUGAUACUGAGAUUUACUCCAGCAGGGGCUGAGACUAGCAAGUUCUCUUUUUGGGCGGUAUGCUGUUUCCCUUGUGCAUGCGCAUGCUCCAGCGACCAGUGUUGCAAGAGCGUCUUAGGAGCACAUGCAGAACAAUUUUUGAGGGGAGUGUGUUUCUGUAUGUAUAAUUAGGUGUACAAGAUCUGGGACAGGAACAACAGAGCUCUUCGUUGGGUUCAAAUUUUGUGUUUAGGAGCAGUGUGUGUGUGAUCAGCUUGGUUAUCGUAGUGCACCGGUGCCUAAGAAGCAAUUUGUGGCUUUGACACAGCCUGUCCGUUUACUUUUAAUGAUUCAUGCACUGUGAUGACAACUUGGAAGUGUUCAGGAGUCGUAUGAUGCAUUGUAAUGACAGCCCGCCUAC
Molecule: messenger RNA, 1676 nt
Organism: Coccomyxa subellipsoidea C-169
Lineage: Eukaryota; Viridiplantae; Chlorophyta; Trebouxiophyceae; Coccomyxaceae
Product: mitochondrial carrier
Exons: 7
Coding region: 161-1195 (344 amino acids)
Cellular component (GO): peroxisomal membrane
Molecular function (GO): coenzyme A transmembrane transporter activity; NAD transmembrane transporter activity; AMP transmembrane transporter activity
Source: RefSeq, a predicted model, not a curated record